Cloeon dipterum is the source of this 1827-nucleotide messenger RNA. Its product is annotated as SET and MYND domain-containing protein 4-like. The transcript is spliced from 4 exons. Lineage: Eukaryota; Metazoa; Arthropoda; Insecta; Ephemeroptera; Baetidae. The record is from RefSeq and is a predicted model, not a curated record. Gene Ontology annotation, molecular function: histone deacetylase binding. Bases 25 to 1779 code for a protein of 584 amino acids. Gene Ontology annotation, cellular component: nucleus; cytoplasm.
AUUCCUCUGAAAGAAUUUAGAAGGAUGGCCGAAUAUCUGAUUUUGGAAGUUUCAGACAAGCUUCUUCAGCACUUGGACAAUGUCCAGGAGGGAAAGUCAGGCGAGGAGCUGAUGAACGAGUUGAACGCGAUUCCAGAGGACAGAGAGCGCGUCGAAUCCGUCAAAGCCAUCCUCAGGAAUUUCCAACUUCCUGAGCUGAAGGUGCAGAAUAAGAAGAUUCCGGAAUGCGUCGAGACCGAGUACUUGGAAAGUGCAAGAAUUUCCAUGCUCACUCACGACUUGGAAUUCGCUUUGGCGAAAGUGAACAAAGGUCUGGCCCACAUCCCAAGCGACCAGGAAGGCCUCAGGGCCAAGGCCCUGACCGUCAGGUCGGAAAUCCUGUUGCGAAUGCGUCAGUUCAACGCCUGUGCCAGCGACGUGCAUGCUGCUUUGGCCUGCACAUUGGACCCUGAGUCACAAAUCAAGCUGAAGAACAAGCUCGAUCUGUGCCUCAAAUACAUGGCCAAAGCGGCGCAGCCAACCAAGCAGGAGGCUGACUCUGGAGACACUGAGCGCGAAAUUUGCGAACUGGCGGCCAGAAUGACGGUCACUGACUGCGGCAAACUGGCCGUAAGCACCGCUAAUCCGCUCGUUCCGUGCGUCAGCGAUGCUCUGAAGCUGGAGGUCGACUCGGAGAACAAGAUCCACCGCUUCGUGGCCACCAGAGAGAUCAAGGCAGGCGAAAUUCUCAUAUCUGAGGAGCCACUGGUCUCGUUCCUCAACCCUGAUCAGCUGGACAGAUGCUGCUCCUGCAUGCAUCACGCCUUAAACCUCAUUCCGUGCGACACGUGCCAAUGGGAGGUGUACUGCAGCGAAAAGUGCAAGGCUGAAGCCAAGGAUUUGCACUCCAAAGAGUGCGCCCUGAUGCCAGCUCUGCAAUCGGCCGGCGUCCAGUUCAACAUGCUCAACUUGAUGAAACUAAAGCUGGCUCACGACAUCACCAAGUGCCAGAGGGACGACCAACUCGGCUACACGAAGCCGCUGCUCUCGAGCGACCCAAAUUCGCUUUUCCUGCAACGUCCUAUCCUGUCUGAAAACAAGGCCAUGCUGACAAUGUUCUUCACUCUGUGGGCCAGGAUACUCGGCUACGAGGAGCAGUCACCAGAUUUCGACCAGCUGGUGCUUUCCCUGGGUGAACUCGUGACGAGGUUGUCUGCUGCGACGUUCAGCAUCGACCAAGUGGUUCCCUUUGGCGGCUACCUGGGCGAAGACUCAAACAGUGCAGUCGGACUUGGGGUCUACCCUGUCACGGCUCUGGUGAGCCACGCCUGCUCGCCAAACACCACCACCUUCAGCCUUGGUCGACGCUUGAUCAUGCAGGCGACUCGUCUGAUCACUGCUGGCAGUCUGGUAACCCAGUGCCUCUACCCUGAAGUUGACUUCCUGAAAAUAGGUCGGGCCCUGCGCCAGAGCCUCCUCCAGGAUGCCUGUUUCCAGUCUGGAGGGCUCGAGUGCAAGUGCGAGGCUUGCGAACAGAACUGGGACACGCUGGACAAGCUGGACAGCUGCGACCCCCAAGACCAGGAGGUGGCCAUGCUCGUCGAGGCGCCCCUGACCACCGACCUGCUGCCUUACGCCUUCCUCAAGGCCGAGGAGAUGGAAAUGCGCAAGGAGACGCACACCAAAGAAUUCCACAUGCUGCAGGAACGCAUCAGAAUGGCCGUCGCCAAACAGGGCAACGUGAGCAAUAUCAAGCCUAAACACGCCCUGGUCGCUCUUGAUGAGAUCUUCGUGGAGUAGGCCCUGGUUCAUUGCAUUAAUAAAAAGUUGUUCGUGUUAAAGCUGAAA